UUCAGAUCCAGAUUGACCUAUUCUGAUUGUUGAUGGCACAAUUCACCGAUUCUGACUUAUAUACCACAAUCCCUUCCACUGGCCCGAAUCGCUGCGUUCCUCACACUCUCUCAAAGAGUGCAGACUCGCAUUCAGAGCUUUGCUUGUUCUGACUUUUGCAUAUCGCUACUGGCAGUUAUCUCUUCACCUCUCUGGCGUUCCCGUGAGACCCACGGCUACGCAUUCGUCCGGGAAUCAGCGCGAGUAGUUGCAAGUGUCGCGCUCUGUCAGUACUUGCUUGCCGACAUGUCGGCAAGUUCGCACAUUACCAUCAAGUGCUUGCUCGAAGCAGUGGGCCAUAUUGUCACCGUCGAGGUCAAAGGAGGCACGACUUACAGAGGCAAGCUCGUGGAUGCAGAGGAUUCGAUGAACAUUUGCAUGGCGGAAGUGACUGUCACUGCGAGGGAUGGAAAGCAGAGCAAGCUGCAAACAUGCUACUUGAGAGGCUCACUUAUCAGAUUCGUCGUCGUUCCCGACCUCCUUAGAGCAGCACCCUUCUUGGCGCGCGGUAUGGGUCCAAACGCGAUGCGUGGCAAGGGUGUCGGCGCAGCUCGUGGCCGUGCCGUGCUACUCAGAGCACAACAACGCCGCGGACGUGGUGCAGGACCUCCUCGGUCCCAGGGGAUUCGCCGAUGAGGGAUGAAGGCAGGAAAUUGGUCAAGAACUGGCCGGAUGUGCGAUGUGCUCAGCAUCUUCGGCUAGAUCGGAGUGCGGGUCUUCCGGGCUAUGAUGACGACGUCAUCGCAAUCACAAGCGUCUUUGCGAUGUCGACGGCUUUCCCGACCAAAAUGACAUGUUAUCGAACUGCCUCCGCAUGGGUCAAAGUCAGACUAGGCACUCCUGAGCCAAAACUUUUACAGAUGCUAAAGUGCUCUGCUCGCUUAGAAAUGGUGAGGCACCCAGCGGUGAAGCGAGGGAGGUGAAGGCGGCGAUGGAUCGCUUGCGCUGCCUGCGAAGCCGUCUCUUAAAGUAGCUUUGCGAUGGUGGAUUGUGC
This is a messenger RNA of Ceraceosorus guamensis, 1033 nucleotides long. Its product is annotated as Sm-like ribonucleo protein. The record is from RefSeq and is a predicted model, not a curated record. Gene Ontology annotation, cellular component: U12-type spliceosomal complex; U5 snRNP; SMN-Sm protein complex. Gene Ontology annotation, molecular function: RNA binding. Gene Ontology annotation, biological process: spliceosomal snRNP assembly; RNA processing. NCBI's taxonomy places the organism in Eukaryota, Fungi, Basidiomycota, Exobasidiomycetes, Ceraceosorales, Ceraceosoraceae. The coding region runs from base 286 to 675 and encodes 129 amino acids. The transcript is spliced from 4 exons.